Molecule: messenger RNA, 971 nt
Organism: Dendrobium catenatum
Lineage: Eukaryota; Viridiplantae; Streptophyta; Magnoliopsida; Asparagales; Orchidaceae
Product: IAA-amino acid hydrolase ILR1-like 7
Exons: 3
Coding region: 319-897 (192 amino acids)
Biological process (GO): auxin metabolic process
Cellular component (GO): endoplasmic reticulum
Molecular function (GO): IAA-Ala conjugate hydrolase activity
Source: RefSeq, a predicted model, not a curated record
CGAAGCCUUAGGCUUGCUCCAAACCUAUGUUUUGCAACUGGAAAAGGGGUCAAUGGUGCAGGUACCAAAUUACAUUUUUUCCAUUUUGCAAUUUGGUAUCUGUUUGAGUAUUUGUAAAUUCUUUUAGCUUGAAAUCUCAGCUUUGCUUUUACGAAUAUCUACGUGCUACUGGAUAGAUCCGGAUCUACGUCAAGCAAAACCAUAUUAUUGGUUAGACGUCCUAGUUACAUGUUAUGCAGUUUUAUUUAAGGUGGAUGCACUUACUGCUUUUAUAUCUUAAACUUCCUUAAGGAGCUCGUGGACUGGGAGUACAAGAGUAUGGAAAGUGGAAAGAUGCAUGCUUGUGGUCAUGAUGCUCAUGUGGCAAUGCUCCUAGGGGCAGCUAAGUUGCUUCAAAGCCAUAAGAAUGAUUUAAAGGGUUCUGUGAGGCUUCUUUUCCAGCCAGCAGAAGAAGGUUAUGCAGGUGCUUACCAUGUACUGCAAGAAGGCGUACUAGAGGAUGUUGAAGCCAUUUUUGGUAUGCAUGUUGACCCAGCUAUCCCAACUGGUACAGUUAGUUCUAGACCCGGUACUAUUCUUGCGGCAUCUGCUCGCUUCCUAGCAACUAUUAAAGGAAAAGGUGGGCAUGCUGCUGCCCCACAUACAACAAUAGAUCCAGUUAUCGCUGCAUCCUUUGCAAUUCUCGGUCUUCAGCAGCUUGUUUCUCGGGAAUCAGAUCCUCUUGAGAGCAUGGUAGUUUCAGUUGGGAUCGUGAAGGCUGGUGAUGCAUAUAAUGUUAUCCCAGAAUCUGUUACCUUUGGAGGAACCUUUAGGAGCGUAACAACUGAAGGACUAUAUAUUCUCCUAUCACGUAUACGAGAGGUUCUAAAAUUCCUACUAUAUUCAUGUUCAUUUUAAAACCCUCAUGAGUUAUGCAUACUUCUCACUAUAUUUUAAUCAACGAGGGCGGGAGGGGGAGAGAGAGGGAGAAG